UGAACAGGGCCUGCGCACAAAUUUGAUGCUGAUAAUCAAGAAUCGUGAAUCUUCCAUCGUGCCCACACGCAUCACUUUCUCCGCGCCUCUCACCUUUCCCUUGUCUCGCCCACAGCAUACUCACCCGCCGCUCUGUCGAAUUGACACGCGUCGGCCCCCCGUUCUUGUAGACAGCUUUGCGUCCGUCGGGAGACAUUUCAAAGAUCGCCAUCUGGCCCGCUUGGAAGCGGCACCUUCGACUCAACUCGGGUGGCGCUGCACACAAGCUCGCCAUCAUUUGCAACUUCUUCAGCACAGUCUACGUGUCCUUGUAGUCCUUCGAUUCAGUCGCAAAGCUCCGACGCAAAUUGGCUGGCGGUGGCUACUUGGCGCUCGCACACCGUCUUAACACCACCGCCGACUCAAAUGGCCAUCUCGCCAAUGUCAGAGCAUCGCGAACGGAUGACGAAGGCUGCAGCGUCACCAAGCCCAUCAGCACUCGCGUCUCGCCAUAGUCUUGAUUCUGCUCCCUUCUAUCCAGGCGGCCAUGGGCUCCCUCAAUCACUCGAAAAAUCCCCGUUCACUCGUCCAACGAGUGGCGGUACCAACACCCCUUAUGACAGCCCGACCCACCAAGCUGCCGGCAACGCUGCAAGACACAAGGUCAGCUUGCCCAGCUUUGCUUCACUAGAUCGCGACAGUCAGCACCGUUCGCCUCCAUUGCCCGCGCCAUCUGCCUCCAUCUCCUCGUUUCGAUUGCCCCUGGCCGGCUCGUCGGCGCAGUCAAAUUCAAAUCUGAGGUCGGAGAUUGGUGGUCAUGGCGAAAUGGUGAACGAGGACAGUCCAAGGCGCAAUCAUCACUCGCACUUCUCUGAGCGAAGCACUCUGGACGACUCGCCCGCAACGCUUUCGGCGCCACGAGGCGAGACGAGCUUCGAAGCGUCCCAAUCAGAGCGCCCCAAGGAGCGAGUCCAAGGGUCGGGCGCAAGUAUGAGCUUUGCGCCCCGUUAUGGCAUUCAAGCACCCAGACAGCGUAGUCCUGCUUCUCAGGCUGCGCUCAAUGCCCAUGCCGCUUCUGUAUCAACGGAGCACCAAAAGGCACUCGUGCGAGGAGGUCCAGAUCGUGUCGCCUUGAGCAAUUCCGGCUUGCCUGUGAACGGAGAUGCGAUGCAGAUGGAACAGCAAAAUCGCGAUGCACUCUUGGACGCUGGGGCGAGCGCAGAGUACGGUCUGCGAUGUCGUGACUGCGGUACAACCAGUACACCGCUUUGGAGGCGCGCGGCCGAUGGCAGCGGCAGUUCGCUCUGCAACGCGUGUGCUCUAUAUCUCAAGUCGCACAACAUACCACGCAAAGUGAGCUCCGCACCGAUGCCCACUUCUCCUGAUCCUCUCGCUCGUCCAAGGACAAAUUCUGGCACAUCAAUUCUUCGCGAGUCGCCGGCUGCAACCACCGAGCCCGUAGUGCCUUCUGCACCACCACAAAAUGGGUCGUGUCCUGGCGGCGGUUUCUGCAAUGGCACGGGUGGAACUGCCGCCUGCAGCGGCUGCCCUGCCUACAAUAACAAUCUGGCGCAUUCGGCCCGAAGAUCCCAGGGACGGGCUCCCCGCACGGAGAACAGCUCUACAAUCAAGUCGAUGAAGCCGAGCUCUGAGCCUGUCGGAGAUGCGGAAAGUUCGCAUCAAGCGGCAGAAGCAUCUGCCAUGCAAAUUUCUGAGGCAAGCUCGCCAAAGCCGUAUCCUUUCAAAGACCAGAUAGGGGAGGAUGGGAAUAUCAUGGCUUUGAGAUGCACAAACUGUAGUACUACCACCACCCCCCUUUGGAGACGCGAUGAAGACGGAAACAACAUUUGCAACGCCUGCGGCCUGUACCAAAAGCUCCAUGGCACGCAGCGUCCGAUCGGAAUGCGCAAGUCGGUCAUAAAGCGUCGCAAGCGUGUGCCGGGAGGCAGCAGCACUGCAGCUUCGAAAGCUACGCCUGGCCCUCUCCUUCCUGACACUGGAUCGCCCGCUCGCAGCACGCCACUAGACAAGGGCACGCCAAGCGUCAACACGUUUUCAGCUGCGCCGGAGCCAGCCGCGACUGCUCGCGACGCGAAUGACGCCGCACACGAAGCAGCCAUGGCCUUGAUGGAAGUCGGUCGCCCUCAGCAACUCCCUCAAGCCCAUGCUUUGAGCGCGCAGAAUUCAACGUACGAUGACCACCACACACGAGGCUCCCCUCUUCCUCCACGUGGAAGACCAGACACGCCGGUUUCCGGGCGUCCUGUGAAAAAGCCCAGGAAAAGCGCAAGCACGUCUAGGUCCGGGCAAUUCAGCGAUGAGCCUCGUGGCGCUGAACGUCGCACGCAUGUAGACGACCUCACACUGGACGUUCGCAGAAGCCAGGCUCCGAUGCCAAGAAGAGACCACCUCAGCCUCGACCACGCUGAUUCGCGCAUUCCUUUCUCGGUGCAGCAGCGACCGAGCUCCGCUGCGGACACUGCAGAAUCUGGUGCGAUCAGGCACCCCUCGGCAUACUCAACCACCGCAACGAUUGAGGAUGGAGCGAAGCCCGCCAACGAAGCCAGCCAGCAAGGAGAUAGAAAGGUAGCCACAGCACUGCCAGCGCAAUCUGGCCAGCCUCAUCACCAUCAUCAUCAUCACCAUCAUCAUCCAGCCCACGUCCACACUCAUCACCCCGCCCACGUGCACCAUGUGCCAGUCCGCCCGAGCGCAGCUGGCCUACCAAAUGCCCCUGCAUCCACGCACCCUCUGUCGGACCUUGAGCGUCAUGUCGCAGAGCUCAUUGCAGAAAAGCGUCGCAUCGAAGACCUCAUCGUUCGCUCGGAAGCGCUACUGCGGAGUGCGAAAGAUGGGACCUGGACCCCUGGGCAGCCCUUGCCAAUGCCUCACACUCCGGGCCAUUCCCACCAGCCAAUCGUCAAAACAGCCUCCCACCCUCACACUCACACUGCGCACUUGCACGCUCACGUCCACCCUCACGCGCAUCAUCAUCACACGCAUCCUCAUGCACAUGCACACCACGCGCAUCCUCACGUUCACGCUUCACACGCCCACGCAGCCGUAGGGGAGCAGUCAAAAGCUCUGGCUAGUGCGGGCGAUGGAGUAGGCAGCAAGGCUGCCGACGCAGAUGCGUUGACGGGCGGCGAGGAUGGAGCAGGGUCCGUUGCACAAAGCCAAUCGCAUAGCCACUCAUCCAAGGACAGCAAAAGCCGAUCCACUGGCUCCGAAGACCGCGCAAGCUUCGAAUCGCGCAUGGCUCAGCUGCCUGUCAAAGCAGCCGUGCCUCUUCGCAGGACAUCCAGCGUCGCCUCAUCUGCCACGCCAAGCACACGCUCCGGCGCGAAUCCAGCAGCGCUCGCGACAAAUAGCUCUGUCCGACCAAGAGUCUGGGGCACCAGUCCUCCUAGCGACUCUUCCGCACGGUCCAAAUACGAGGAAGACGCAGAAUCGGCAGAGUGGAAGCGGGCUUACGGCAACCGCCUGCUCGAGUCACCUGGUGAUUGGAAAGGCCACGCGAAGCCUAUCGCGCCGCGGCGCACACCUUCCAACGUACCAAUUGCUCCUUCAAGCCCUGCGAGCAGCUCAAAGAGCAUUCUCGCUGGCAGCGCUACUUCGGAAAGACGGGCCUGAUCUUCCGCUGCAUCGCCAACCUCCACCCAGACGUAAGGGAGGGGUGACGUCUACUGCGAAAGCCCGGUCGCGCGAGGCGAUCCCUUCCGACAUCAGCAUUUGUACUUUACCCAAAACGCAAAAUGAGAGUAAUCGCCUUGCCCUGA
This is a messenger RNA of Ceraceosorus guamensis, 3758 nucleotides long. RefSeq lists its product as hypothetical. NCBI's taxonomy places the organism in Eukaryota, Fungi, Basidiomycota, Exobasidiomycetes, Ceraceosorales, Ceraceosoraceae. The record is from RefSeq and is a predicted model, not a curated record. The coding region runs from base 406 to 3612 and encodes 1068 amino acids. Gene Ontology annotation, molecular function: RNA polymerase II cis-regulatory region sequence-specific DNA binding; DNA-binding transcription factor activity, RNA polymerase II-specific; zinc ion binding. Gene Ontology annotation, biological process: negative regulation of transcription by RNA polymerase II; positive regulation of transcription by RNA polymerase II. The transcript is spliced from 4 exons.